AUGGACUUUGCAUCCUUGAUGUCAGCCGAGAUUUCCAAAUCCAAAUCACCACCAACACAACCCAAGUCCACCAAGAAAUUCCUCAAGAAAUCAGAGCUAGAAGCUCAAAGACAAGAAGCCUACCUCAAAGAGCAAGCAAACCUUCAACGGCAACGAGAAGAAAAGCUCGCCCAGAAACGAAAACGAGAUGACGAAGAAGCACUCCGUAACGCCGAACGAGAUGAAAAGCGUCAACGCCUAGCCGAAGAAUCUCGAAUCCGUCGUGAAGAAGAAGAAGCCCAAGCAGAAACCCAUCGACGAAAACGUCUAGGCCUGCCCGAGCUCCCAUCUCAACCACAAACCGACUCCUCCUCCCCUACUUCAGAUCACCAACAAGACAUUCCCCCCGCCACCCUCCGCCUCGCCCUCCGCGCCUUAUCCGAACCCACGCACCUCUUCGGCGAAACGCACGCCCAGCGCCUAAAACGCUACCACGCGCUCACGACGCCCGUCCCAAACACACCAAAGAAAUACCCCGGACCAAUCGCCACAACUCUCGAACCCGUCCCCGAAUCCUCGAUGAAAGUGCCCACCACGAUCCCCUCCGACCUCGCAGCUCGCACAUUCCUCUACCGCCAACUAUCCUCUUACUUCAACCUGCUCUUCAGCGCCUGGAGCGCCACACUCUCCGCGCGGGCUUCCAGCGUAUCGCAAACGCCCGAAGGCCAGCGCGCCUCUCUGACGCUCACGAACUGCAUAACCUCGCUGCAACCGCUCUUCAAGAAAUUCGAACAGAACACGCUCGAAGAUUCCAUCCUGCGGCCAUUACUGCAAAUCGUUUCUGCAGCGCAAGAACGACGCUAUGUCGAUGCGAACGACGGGUAUCUGAGGUUGUCGAUCGGGAAGGCGGCGUGGCCGAUUGGAGUGACGAUGGUGGGGAUCCACGAGAGGAGCGCGCGGGAGAAAUUGCAUAAGGGGGCCGAGGAGGGGCAUAUUUUGAGCGAUGAGGUGACGAGGAAGUUUUUGCAGGGGAUUAAGCGCUGCUUGAGUUUUGCGCAGACGAGGUGGCCGCCGGAGGAUGGGGGGCAGAUUAUGGGAUGA
Bacidia gigantensis is the source of this 1080-nucleotide messenger RNA. RefSeq lists its product as uncharacterized. The transcript has a single exon. Gene Ontology annotation, biological process: generation of catalytic spliceosome for second transesterification step; RNA splicing. Lineage: Eukaryota; Fungi; Ascomycota; Lecanoromycetes; Lecanorales; Ramalinaceae. Gene Ontology annotation, cellular component: U2-type post-spliceosomal complex; U4/U6 x U5 tri-snRNP complex; U5 snRNP. Bases 1 to 1080 code for a protein of 359 amino acids. The record is from RefSeq and is a predicted model, not a curated record.